Messenger RNA from Stegostoma tigrinum, 1755 nucleotides. It is a transcript of the gene cep55l, whose product is annotated as centrosomal protein 55 like. Gene Ontology annotation, biological process: regulation of phosphatidylinositol 3-kinase/protein kinase B signal transduction; mitotic cytokinesis. The record is from RefSeq and is a predicted model, not a curated record. The transcript is spliced from 8 exons. Bases 141 to 1478 code for a protein of 445 amino acids. NCBI's taxonomy places the organism in Eukaryota, Metazoa, Chordata, Chondrichthyes, Orectolobiformes, Stegostomatidae.
UUUGCUUCGGCGACAUUGCCCCUCGCGCAGGCGGCGACAGUUAGACUGAGGUGCUGCUUCUGUUAACGGGCGGGGACCGGUAAACAAAAACAAGCAAACAAAUAAGUAAGUAAGUCAAUAAAUAAAUAACCGGCGCUGCCAUGACUUCCAAGAACAUCAUCAGCAGCCGCUUCGGCCUCCGCAGGGCGGAUGUGUCCCGGUCCGAGAGCGACACCGACGCGGUCCGUAAAGAAAACGCGCGGCUCAAGAAGUCCCUGGAGGAGCUGAGCAAGGGCCAGACGUGGGAACGCGAGCGGAACCGGCUGUUGGAGAAAAUUCUGGCACUUGAAACUACUAAGCAGAAACAGAUCCAAGAACUUGAACAGAAAGAUAAGCAACUAGAGAUGAUGAAAGAUCAGUUCGCAAAAUCUGGAAGUAAUGAGGUCAAUGUUCUGCGCAGAAAGCUCGAAGAUAAAAAUAAUGAUAUAAAGAAGAAAGAACAGCUCUUCAAGUCCUUGAGUGAGGAAACUGAAAAUCUGAAAAACAAACUGUCUGCAAUCACUUUAAAAUGCAAAGAACUUGAAAACAGUGUUCCAAAUCUUUUACCUCAGUGCCAAAGUGGAUCAUCAUAUGGAAUGGGAACACUCCAGGCUCAACUAAAAGAUGCUCUAGAGAAAAACCAGCAAUGGCUGAUAUAUGACCAACAACGGGAGGCUUACGUCAGGGGUCUGCUUGGCCGCAUAUUUGAGCUAGAACAACAAAACAAUCGGUGUUCUGACUCCAAAGAAGAAACAAUUCAACAGCUGGAAGAUAAACAGAAAUACUAUGAGCAACUGCUUUCAUCUACGAGAAAGGAUUUUGAAGCACAGCGUGAUAUUACAGAAAGACUUAAAUUAGAGCUUUCUGAUGUGAAAAAGCGCUAUGAAGAGAAGAACUUAGAAGUCAAUGCCUUAAAUGUCAGACUGCAAGCAGAACAAGGUUGCAGUAAAUCGAAGGCUGAUGAAGAAAAGAAGUGCUCGGCUGAAAAAAUACAGAAACUUCAAACAGAGUUAGAAAAUUUAAAAGCUCAAUAUGAAGAGGAGAAAAAAAGAUCAGCGGACUUGUUAUAUCAGAUACAGCUCCUUCAGAAGUCGUCAAUAAAUCAACAAGAAGAACGGACAAGAAAUAGAAUGAUGGAACAACAGAUGCAAAACCUUACAUUAGAUUUUGAGAGUGAGAAACAAGAUCGCCAAAAGCUGCAACACCAAUUACAGAAAGUCUUGAAAGAGCUGCAUAAGGCACAAGAACAGAUCACCGGACUGGAGAAUACACAAGGACAAGACAUCCGCCUCUCAGAUCCAGUGUUAUACAGGAAUGGUGAUGAUGAAAACAAAUCGCCUUUGCCAAAGUCCAACAAUCUUCUUGAUGAGAGUUUCUUGGCAUGCCCCAAGUGCAAAGCUCAAUAUCCCACAAGUCAACACCGUGAUCUUUUGGACCAUGUUGAUUAUUGUAAUUACUAGAAUCCAUGCUGCCUUUUUUCUCAUUUCACUUAAAGUUGUAAUCAGAAAGCUACAGUUUGCGAAUAAACAUUUGAAAAUAAAUGAAUUUGAUACUUAAUAUAAUUCAGAAAACUGAGCAACUUGACUGAUUUUCCAGUUCAAGUACGUUUGGGAAGGGUUAACUUAAUUUUGGCAGUUUCUUGAGGCAGUAUUUACCACCUCCAGAGGUAAGUGUGAAGCUGGAGGAACACAGCAGGUCAGGCAGCAAUCGGGGAGCGGGAAAGUUGAUGUUUCAGGU